AUGAUUCAGCCUGGUGAGAUCAUCGGCCCUGCUGUUGUGCCAGUCAUCCUUUUUGCAGACAUCGAGGGUUUCACCAGUCUGGCGUCCCAGUGCACAGCGCAGGAGUUGGUGAUGACUCUCAAUGAACUUUUCGCCCGCUUUGACAAGCUGGCAGCGGAGAAUCACUGUCUGCGGAUCAAGAUCCUGGGCGACUGCUACUACUGCGUGUCGGGGCUGCCGGAGGCGAGGGCCGACCACGCCCACUGCUGUGUGGAGAUGGGGCUGGACAUGAUAGAGGCCAUCUCGCUGGUACGGGAAGUGACGGGGGUGAACGUGAACAUGCGAGUGGGCAUCCACAGCGGCAGAGUUCACUGUGGGGUGCUGGGACUCAGGAAGUGGCAGUUUGACGUCUGGUCCAACGAUGUCACUCUAGCAAAUCAGAUGGAAGCUGGAGGCAAAGCUGGGCGUAUCCACAUCACUAAAGCUACUCUGAAUUAUCUGAACGGCGACUACGAUGUGGAACCAGGAGCAGGAGGAGAGAGAAACGCCUACCUGAAGAAGAACAGCAUAGAAACCUACCUCAUUGUUGGCUGCAGUCAGAAAAGGAAAGAGGAAAAGGCGAUGAUAGCCAAAAUGAACCGACAGAGGACCAACUCUGUCACCCACAACAGCGGCCACUGGACCGACCGUCCGUUCUACAACCAUCUGGGCGGGAACCAGGUCUCCAAGGAGAUGAAGAGGAUGGGCUUUGAAGACCCCAAGGACAAGCAUUUCAUUUUCAGAAACACACAGGAAAACCUAAAUCCGGAGGACGAGGUGGACGAGUUCCUGGGCCGGGCCAUCGAUGCCCGCAGCAUCGACCGACUGCGAUCCGAACACGUCAAGAAGUUCCUGCUCACCUUCAGAGAGCCCGACCUGGAGAAAAAGUACUCCAAGCAGGUGGACUCCAGGUUCGGCGCUUACGUCGCCUGCGCCUCCCUCGUCUUUCUCUUCAUCUGCUUCAUCCAGAUCGUCAUCGUGCCACCCUCCAGACUGAUGAUCGGCUUCUUCAUCACCUGCCUCAUUAUCCUGACGGCCGUCAUGUUCGUCUCAGCUGUUUACUGCUGUUUCGGGAUCUUCCCGGUUGCACUGCAGACUCUUUCUAAGAGGAUCGUCCAGUCCAGACUGAACAGCACGCUGGUCGGCGUCUUCACCAUCAUCGUUGUCUUUCUCUCUGCUUUCAUCAACAUCUUCACCUGCAGCAGCCACGACCUGCGGAGCUGCAUCAAAGCCGAGCUCAACAUCAGCCUGGACAGUGUGAACGCCUGCCACGCUCACCUCCUCAACUACAGCCUGGACACUCACAUCAGCCCCUGUGGAGACGACGCUCUCAUCUGCAGCUUUCCUGAGUACUUCUCGUCCUGUGUGCUGCUCAGCCUGCUCGCCUGCUCCGUCUUCCUGCAGGUCAGCAGCAUCGGUAAACUCUUCCUCAUGCUCUUCAUCGAGCUGCUCUACCUUCUCAUCAUGGAGGUGCCCAAAGUGAGCCUGUUCGACAACCAGGAUUUGCUGGUUAUAGCCAACGCCAUCAACGAUGGCGAGCAAAUGAAUGGAACAAGCUGUGUGAUCGACACAAAGGUUCCUCUGAAGAUCAUGACUCCAGUGGUGAUCACAGUCUUCGUUCUUGCUCUCUACCUUCACGCCCAGCAGGUGGAGUCCACAGCCCGACUGGACUUCCUCUGGAAGCUGCAGGCUACAGAGGAGAAGGAGGAGAUGGAGGAACUGCAGGCCUACAACCGGCGUCUGCUCCACAACAUCCUGCCCAAAGACGUGGCCGCUCACUUCCUGCAGCGCGAGCGGCGGAACGACGAGCUCUACUACCAGUCGUGCGAGUGCGUCGCCGUCAUGUUCGCCUCCAUCAGUAACUUCUCCGAGUUCUACGUGGAGCUGGAGGCCAACAACGAGGGAGUGGAGUGUCUGCGGCUGCUCAAUGAAAUCAUCGCGGACUUUGAUGAGAUCAUCAGCGAGGAUCAGUUCCGCCAGCUGGAGAAGAUCAAGACCAUCGGCUCCACCUACAUGGCGGCCUCCGGCCUCAACGACUCCACGUACGACAAGGCCGGCCGCUCGCAUAUCCGCGCUCUGGCCGACUACGCCAUGAGGCUGAUGGACCAGAUGAAGUACAUCAAUGAACACUCCUUUAACAACUUCAAGAUGAAAAUAGGUCUUAACAUUGGUCCGGUAGUUGCUGGGGUAAUUGGGGCCAGGAAGCCUCAGUACGACAUCUGGGGGAACACGGUAAACGUGGCGAGUCGCAUGGACAGCACAGGUGUACCAGAGAGGAUCCAGGUGACUGCAGAUCUGUACCAGGUACUGAGCUCCUAUAACUACACACUGGAAUACAGAGGCGUGGUCACGGUCAAGGGCAAAGGAGAGAUGAUGACCUACUUCCUCACCAGUGGACCGUCCAGCAGUUAACCCACACUGAGUGACAAACAGACACAUAACGGGUUAAAGCGCCUUAUGACAAAAUGAGCAGGCUCACAGACCUCCGAUAGCUUAUGGCGGACUGAGAUCGACUCUCUUCUCACAGCACUGAACCCUUCUUGAACCCGAGGCCACAAAGGAUGAGGAAGAUUCAUCCCAAAGCUCAGCCAUGCAGAGGAGCUUACGAGUGGCAGAGGCCUUGCUAGCUUCAAUCUGCCAUCGAGACCAAAGAUGUCCAAUCAGAGCGCAAAGACAGAUUUGGCCAGCUGUGUGAGUCUCGGUCGCGAAGGAAAAACGCUCUAUUAGAAAUUUGAUUUGCUUCAAAUUGCCGAAGGGUUUUUCGGACAAACCUGCAGGAGGACAUGAGCUGUGUCGCCUCCUCGCUUUCUCUCUGCCUUUCUCCAGCUGAAGUAUAUACAGUAUGUACAUGUAAAACACAGACGGUUUUAUGUGUAUGUAUAUGAGUUCAUGUACUGUUUGUAAAACACUUUGUCCAUGUUGUCGUGAUACAGGUACAAGAGUGUGGACACUAAGCCAGCACUGCAGCACUAUCCGUCCUGGUAUCGAUAUCUAAUCACAUCAGUAAUUAACAGAUUGAUGGAGUCACAGCAAGUCAUGUCUUAUUGCUGAGGAGUGCAAAUGAGGAGAUCCCUCUGAGACUAUACGGAGAGAAACUGCUACCCAGUGUUUACAGACAGCUUCCUAUCAGACGCGUGAAAUCACAACCUCCCACGAUAGUAUCAACAGCAUAUAAACACACGAACCACAAAGAGGAUGUCAGCGAAGAGCUUUUUCUAAUCUUCAAAAAAUUUUUGUAUUUUGACUUCGGAAAACACCAACCCUAUGAGAUAUUUUAAGAUUCUAUAUUUUGUACAUUAAUAUAUUGGAGAGCUAUCUAUAAACACCAGUGUGUAUUCAGAUGUACAUGCUGUAUAAACUCUCAUGUUGGGAUUUCAGUGGUGUUGCCUGAUCACAGCCACAGCUAAUGUGCCAUUUAGCUUCAGCAGAUCGACACUCCUGAAUGCCCUUUUUUUUUUUCCUUUUCUUGCUCUUUUCAGUGAAAUUGAGCAUGUUCGAUCUGCAGGAAGCCUGUCGUUUGUUGAUUAGACGCCGUUGAUGAUUUUUCCCUUUGCCGGUGUGUUUCAAUCUCACAGUAAGAAGGAAGUGUCAAACGGAGCGAGGGCGCGCUUUGAACGACAGACUGGAGGACGGAAACGCAUCAGUUCUUGGUGCUCAAAAAGCCAUUUUGCACUGCAGUGCUUUCAGCCGUCCACCUUCUCCGUGCACUGCUCCACAGCUCCCCUCUCGCUUGCUCAAUCAGAUGGUACGACCCAAUGAAUGUCCAAUGAUCUCCGAUGAGGCCUUUAAUAUGGACUCUGUACUGACAAUGGUGAAGAUGCUCAUCCUGUGGACAGAUGAGCACAUGUGGAAAUGUGCCCUUUCAUCUGCUGUUUUUUUUUUUUUUUUUUCCUCAUCAGAGCACUUUUCUUCAGUAUUACAUCAUAACCCAGCAUGUCAUCAGACAAACUGACCCGUCUGUUUCAUAGACUGAAGCGAUUUUUAGUGAUGUUUUUACCAGACGCUACAGCUGCUUUAGUUUAUCUUGGCUAUCUUAGUUUAUCUCCUGCCAGGAUUUCAAAAAAGAAUUCGAUCUAAGAACCCUAAAGAAUCUCAUGAAAAGACCUAAAUCAGCAUGUCAAAUCCUUAUUGCAAUGCUUUCUGACGUCCUUUAUGUCCCUGCACAUACUGCACCCUCAGCCCCUGUGAAAACAUGAAUGUUGAAACCAACACUCACACUGGAUUGUGCAUAUUUAUCGGGAUUGUGGGUAUAAAACCCGCGUUGGUGUGCUCAUCUAGUAUUUACUGCACCAGGAUGUUAUUUGUGACUCAAAAUGAACUGCAGUGCUUUGCCAUUGGAAUAAUUAGGCUCAGUUCUUUUUAAAUGCUGCCUAUAAAUAAACGUGAAUUUCCAAA
This is a messenger RNA of Stegastes partitus (bicolor damselfish), 4413 nucleotides long. Its product is annotated as adenylate cyclase type 5-like. The record is from RefSeq and is a predicted model, not a curated record. Gene Ontology annotation, molecular function: adenylate cyclase activity. Gene Ontology annotation, cellular component: plasma membrane. Lineage: Eukaryota; Metazoa; Chordata; Actinopteri; Pomacentridae. The transcript has 19 exons. The coding region runs from base 1 to 2430 and encodes 809 amino acids. Gene Ontology annotation, biological process: intracellular signal transduction; adenylate cyclase-activating G protein-coupled receptor signaling pathway; cAMP biosynthetic process.